CAUGCACAAUCAGCAUCAAAGCAGCAUAUAUGACGUUUGUGUAACUUUAGACGUUAAGUUUUUUGAGACAGACCAACUCCAGUUUCAGUUAUCUAGAAAAAGCAGAUAGGCUACUCCUGCAGUACCCGGAGAUGGAGGACUUCUGAAUUAAUCAACUUUUACUGACGUAGAGGUAUCGCCGAGUGGGAGGAAUGUUUUAAGAACUGUAAUAGCGAGACGUUCCAGCCCUUAAUUGAGCGCUGACUACCGAUAUUGCUUAACAAAUGUCAAAAUGCCUUUAGUGAAAUUCGUUUGUGCUAUAAUUACGAGAUCGUUAUUCAUUCUCGUUUCCCUAAUCGGCGUAUGGAGAGUGACCUGGGUGAAAAAUGACAACGUGUACUGGUUACUUACUAUCCUCUAUAUUCCACUGAUCAUUGAAAUGAUAAUUACAUUGAAGAGAAGAAAAGGAAAAGAUUAUAAGUGGUUCUCUCCUGCUAUCUUACUCUUCCUCAUCAGCAUUAUCCCGUCCAUUUGGAUUCUGGAGUUACAUCAUCAAGCGAACAAGUCCAGUGAUCUACAGUGUAGAAAUCUGGACUCCUGGGACAGUGUUAAAAGCAUGGUCUCAUCAUUCAAUGGUACUUUAGGGAACCAAACAUUACAGGGUCUGCAGAAGAUGCUCACCUCUGUUUGUUCAAACAACUGGAUUCUGGCCCUCCAUCAGGUACUUCUCAUCCUCCUGAUCCUUGGCAAGUGGCUUCUCCCUCUGGGAGGUGGUGUUACACGUGACGAACUGUCACAGUUGCUGCUUAUCUUUGUUGGCACGGCUGCAGACAUUCUGGAAUUCACCAGUGAGACGCUGUCUGAUGUUAAGGACAACAGUCCACAGCUGGUAUACAUAAUACUGGCAGUCUGGACAUGGAGUAUGUUACAGUUUCCUCUACACCUGGCAGUGGUUACCUCAAGACCUGUGGAGUCCAUUGAGCUGGGUGGGUCCUGCAACCAAGAUAACACACUUCUGUCAAGACACAGCACAGACAUCUGGAACAUAGUGGAGAGCCUCUUUAUCCAGGAUGGGCCGUUCCUUGUCGUGCGUCUCACUGUGAUGACGUACUUUGAGGUGUUCCAUCAAAUGCUGGUGUUCUUUGCCAUCAAGAAUUUCAUGGUGGUUGUUCUAAACCUGUACCGAUUAUUUGUCAUCUGCCAAGAUUAUAGACCUCCUGCUUCCUCCUCGACUCCUUCUUCGUGAAAGGAGGGGUAUGAAAAGAAUGAGAAAUGAGAUAUGAUAACCCCCUGGCAUCUGCCAGGUAUUCUUUCAUUUGCAAUGACCCACCAGCAAUCCAUUCCUGAAAAUCCACAAAGAAGGGUGUGGUGGCAGAAUAGCUUUUCUGGUCCUUCUGCUGCUCUCAAUCUCUCAUGUAACAAUAUUUAAAAAAAAAAAACUGUGAGGUUGCUGAAAACGUCAUUGCUUCAGUGAAUAACCACUGAACAAGUCACAGUGGGUUUGCCUCAUGCAGCACCUUCUCCAUGUUAUUAAUGAGUGAAAGGUGUUGAUGUUGCUUUUUCAUUCAAUCAAAGGUGGAGACAGAAGUGGCACAGUCAGAGUUUGAACGAAUCAAGCUACCUUUCUCUCUUACUUCCUUUCUUUCUGUCCCUCUCCAAAAACUGAAGAAUUUCUGUCAUCGUUUUGUCAGAAUGGACCUGGACCUAUUCGUCAAGAAUUUACCAAAAUUAUGGAAAUAAUUCAGUUUAAUCCAAUAAAACGGAAAACCAAAAUAAAUAAAUUUUUUAGUCCAAUACAAGAAACCAAAAGCAAAAUAAAACUUGGCUUAUUUUUUUUUUUUGCUUCAGAGUCCUUGAGAAUGACUUCUUUGCAACUUGUUUGUAUUUCAUCACAUAAAAUAACCAAUUAUCUUUCAGUGUCUUCAAAUCCAAUGUUUACUAACACUUUAUGACCUAAUACUUAUGCUUAUCCUUCAGAAUGAUAACUCAUCAUCUUAAUACGUUCUCCAUAAAUCUCCAUAAUCAUUGACCAACUGGGUUAUCAACAACUGUAAGGGCUAACUACGUGAUGUCUAACAGUUUACUUGUUUGUAGAGGCUAACAACUUGUCUAAAUUUUAUGAAGACGCUCUGUAAUGCUCAUAUGGCAUUCUGUAUGGGAAGUGUUACCUGGUGUUGUCUUUUUUAAUGAAUACUCUAAACAACUGAUUGAAAAAUUUUAAACACUUUGUCUUCAUUACAAAG
This is a messenger RNA of Chanos chanos (milkfish), 2222 nucleotides long. It is a transcript of the gene tmem26a, whose product is annotated as transmembrane protein 26a. The record is from RefSeq and is a predicted model, not a curated record. Lineage: Eukaryota; Metazoa; Chordata; Actinopteri; Gonorynchiformes; Chanidae. The coding region runs from base 272 to 1225 and encodes 317 amino acids. The transcript has 6 exons.